Molecule: messenger RNA, 2677 nt
Organism: Ictalurus furcatus (blue catfish)
Lineage: Eukaryota; Metazoa; Chordata; Actinopteri; Siluriformes; Ictaluridae
Product: CD276 antigen homolog
Exons: 11
Coding region: 204-728 (174 amino acids)
Biological process (GO): cellular response to lipopolysaccharide; T cell costimulation; positive regulation of T cell proliferation
Cellular component (GO): external side of plasma membrane
Source: RefSeq, a predicted model, not a curated record
GAAGGACUCUACAAGAAGGAGCAAGCUUUAGUCACGAUAUUACAGAACUCAGCAAUUUUCUACGACUAUUUGUUAUUAUAAAUACAUAUGGAUUUCAGUCAGGACUUCUGGCGUUGGCACUAAUUCCAGUUUUUGCACGGAAGUUUUUUGAACGUUGUUUAUAUUAUUUAUAUAUAUAUUUUUUACUCCGGAUAUCAUUGAUAAUGAUCCUGGAGGUUGUAACUGCAUCAGCGUCGAUCUACCUCCAUUAUGUCUUUGUGGAUAAUGUGAAAGAGCGUGACGCGCUGACCUGUGCGACUGCAUUCCUCCACAUCUUGACCAUGAUAACACUGUUUAUAGAGUAUUUCUCAGGUCGAGUAUCUGACUCCAGAAACACUGGAACACAGCAACGUUUGUCCCAUUUGGUUGUGUUCAUGUUUGGCUCAGUGGUGGUGGUUCUUGUGAACGCGGUUGUGUUAUUAGUGGAGCUGAUCCUAAAAGCGCAAACUGGCCAGCGUACAGUGGAUCUGCGCGUCGUUCUCCUACCGACUGAAUGCGUCUUUGCUGUGUGCUGCCUUGCUUUACAAAUAUCUGCUUUCUGGAAGAAGAACAGAGAAGGAUUUAGAGAAUACAUCAACUCGCUGGGACGAUCGUGUGGGUGUAAACAGAAACACAGGGACUCACCUUCACAAUGUGAUGAACGUGAACUUGAGAAUCUGGCUCCUGAAGCUCAGCCCUCAGGGUCUUAGCAGAAAAGCAGAACGUACGGCGGUUUGGUGUUCUGGAGCACUCGGGUGUAUCUCUACAUCACGCUGAGAAGAAAGGACAUCAUCCAUGACCUGAACAGACUGGACGCACUCGUCUGAUCACCUCAGGGAUUGUUUUAAAGAUGCUAGUAAUGUGUUGUAUAUAAAUAUAUAUAUAUUUUUUUUUUACGAUCUUUUGUGUGACACUUAAAUGUGAGUUUCUUGUCUUCAUGUUUGCGCCUCCUGUAGAAUAGUUUUUAUUAUCUAAUUUCUCGAUAUAAUGUCUGGAUUUAUUCAUUUAUUACCCGUUUUGAGACAUUUUAUUUUAUUGUUUUUUAUUGUUUAUUUUAUUUAGAUGCUCAGAGUUUAUAUUUUUAUACAGUACACAUAAAUCAGAUGACAUAUUAUAUAAGAGUGAUGCUGGAAAGGUACUAUAAGUAAUGCAUUUCUAUAAUUGUAUAUAACAUUUCUUUAUUAUUUUUGUUUAGUUCUUUUGCAUUUCAAGAGUUAAGUCUGAUUGCAGCGAGAUUGCAGAACCAAUCAGUGUUCGCCUGAAGGUCGGUUAAUGCACAGCGCUGUAGAUAAUCAUGACCUGCAGUUAGCUUCAUGGUGGACAUGAAGGUAUCAGUGGGUACAACACAAGGUACAAGUCAGUCCUUAGUAUCUCCUAGACCAGUCGAGUUCUCAGAGCCGCUCCAAACACGACUGCACCAAUUAAAUAAAUAAAUAAACAUUAUUUAAAAUGUUACAGUCCCUGAGGGAACCUGAAAGCUUGAACUGGAAACACCCAGAACCUUCUUGGUUUUGGGUUCCUUUAGAUCUACAUCUGUGGAGGACUCAACGGAAAUGAGUGCCUUUUCACGGCUAAGUGUUUCGACCCUCAUUACGAUCAGUGGAUGCAAAUCGAACCGAUGCCCAUCCAAAGCAGUGUCGUGGGCGUCAUCACUCUGAACAACCAAGUGUUUGCGGUAAGAACUUCCAGCGCUGAGAGUCAGUGAAGUUUCUGUAAUCGCUCUGUAAAGGAUGGGAAGGAGGCGUGUUUCUGUUAGCACGGUUUGUGUUAUUUUAUUAAUGCACAUCGAUCGAGAUAAGAUGUAUGGUUUUACAGAUCGGGGGUUGUGAUGAAGCCCACAGUCCAAAGAGCGUCGAAGCCUACAACCCUCAUACCAACUCCUGGAGAAUGCUUGCCUCCAUAUUUUAACCCACGAAGGAACUUUGGCGUCGAGGUAACGCACCAAACACCACAUGGCUAACUAAUUUAUCGUUUCUUUUACCGAGGCUGGAUUCAUCAGACUUCCUAACUCCAAGCACUGGAAUGAAUUAAUGAAAUUAGUCGUGUACCUCUUCACCAUGACGCCGCCUUCUUCUUCUUCUUCCAGGUGAUGGACGGCCGCUUGUACGUGGUUGGCGGCUAUAGCGACGAAAGCACCACAUCCAACUGCGAGUACUACGACGAAGAGAGCGAUGACUGGUACGAGACGUAUAGUGUCAGGUCCAGAAAUCUGCCGUUCUGGAGUUAAGAUAUAAAUCGAAACCAGGAUCAGAACUGUAGUGAUGUCUAGUGAUGUUUCCUUGAAAUCCUAAACUCAUGGUAUUAAGUGAGGUAGAAAACAUGACAUGACGUGCUGUUAAUUAUGACCUUCUCUAGACACGGAGCUUUUAAAAACACUAUUAAACCAUAUCCCAUUGGCAGAACCUCUGUCUCCGGCUGUUUUAUUUUGAACGAGUUUAUUCGUGGAACCGUUCCGGAGAGGUGAAGAAAAUGAUGUGGCCUUCGUUCUCCAUUCCGUACAGAUGGAAAGAUGUGACAGACGUUAUUUUAUUAUUAUUUUAUUUUCUAUUUUGUAGUAAAGCUCUUUGGUGUGAACUGGGAAAUGUUCCUUUGUAUAAACUGUGCAGGUUUUUGUUUUUGCUGCAAAACAACUUCAAUAAAUAAAUAAAUAAAUACAUAA